AUGUCUUUCAAUACUCAAUUCGCGGCGUUAGGAUCCCAGCAUAAACUGGUAGAUGCUGUUCUGUGGGCUGUUUUUGCCGUUGGUGUCUUGAAAGCUACCAUUUUCCUUCUAAGUUUCUCGUCCUUAUUGCUGGACUUGUUUGUUUUACCAGGUGUCAAUUACCGUAAGUAUGGUGCUAAAAGUGGCAAAUACUGUGUGGUUACCGGUGCCAGUGAUGGUAUUGGCAAGGAAUACGCCCAUCAACUGGCCAAACGCGGUUUCAAUCUAGUACUCAUCUCGCGUACCCUUUCGAAACUGGAAGAUUUGAAAUCGGUUCUUGAAAAGACCUACAAAAUCGAGGUUCGCAUUUGUGCAAUUGACGUUUCUGAAGACUCGUCUGAUAACUAUACUAAGGUCAAGGAGAUCUGCUCUGGAAUUCCUAUCACCGUGCUAAUCAACAACGUCGGUCAGAGCCAUAGCAUCCCGGUUCCGUUCCUGGAGACUGGGGAAGACGAGCUUCGCAAUAUCAUCACGAUCAACACCACAGCUACUUUGAAAAUCACGCAACUCGUUGCACCUUUGAUUGUGAAAUCUGCCAAAGAAGCACGAUGCAAAGGCUUGAUUUUGACCAUGGGUUCCUUCGGCGGUCUUCUCCCAACACCCUUGCUGGCCACAUAUUCAGGGUCCAAGGCAUUUCUGCAGGCCUGGUCCGCUGCUUUGGCUGGCGAACUCAAGUCUCAAAAUGUAGACGUUGAAAUUGUUCUGUCUUACCUGGUCACUAGCGCAAUGUCGAAAAUUCGCAAAACCUCUAUGAUGAUCCCAAACCCAGCCCAAUUCGUUGCAGCCACAUUGAAGAGUGUUGGAAGACGUUCUGGAGCUCAGGAACGCUACGCUACUAUGACACCUUUCUGGUCUCAUGCAAUUUAUGAAUUUGUCAUUGAAAACACCGUUGGUGUAUAUUCCAAGCUCGCGAACACCAUCAACUACAAGAUGCACAAGAGCAUUAGGACAAGAGCUUUACGCAAAGCCGCAAGACAUGCUAAACAACAGUAG
Lachancea sp. 'fantastica' is the source of this 1032-nucleotide messenger RNA. Lineage: Eukaryota; Fungi; Ascomycota; Saccharomycetes; Saccharomycetales; Saccharomycetaceae. The record is from the annotation of a GenBank genome assembly.